AUGGCGCUCGUCGCCCUCAAGCGCAUCUUCUGCUGUUGCAUCGUCGACGACGGGAACGACGUCAACCAGGUCGACGAGUCAACGCACCUCAUUCCAAGUCAAGAGGAACCAAACGUAUCCUAUUCAGAUGCGCUUCUCCAGUUGCAAGCCGAUCAGCGGAAGUUGCGAGAACGUCUAGGGCUCAUUGUUCGCGCAAAGGAAGGGAAAAUGGUCAAUGUGGGCUCUCAGCUUCCUUUCAAUCUCCAUAACCAAAUUAUACCGGAGCCGGAAGCACAUGAUAGCAUAUCCCGGUCACCGUCAAGAAGUGACGUGUCUGGGUACUACUAUAACUCAAACAAUACCGACCAUCGAUACCAGAACCACCACCGCAACGGCAGGCGACAUGGACGAGGAUUUUCUUUGAGAUCGCGCUCGGCCUCUCCGUCGCACACGCCUUCGGCUGUGAUUACAGACCAGCCGAAGCCUAACCCCAUCUUGAACGUCAGAUGGGUCGGAUUCACCCCGAAGGAAGUGACAAACCGCGGACGGCAGAGGGAGAGAAAAUCCUCUCAAAGUGGGACACCAGUGUCGGAAGAAGAGGGGGAAGACGCUAUUUCCAGCCCUAAAUCCGUGACGACACUGAAAUUGCAAGAUGUUGGCUCCCUCUCUGUGGGCUGGGGCGACUAG
Molecule: messenger RNA, 666 nt
Organism: Laccaria bicolor S238N-H82
Lineage: Eukaryota; Fungi; Basidiomycota; Agaricomycetes; Agaricales; Hydnangiaceae
Exons: 4
Coding region: 1-666 (221 amino acids)
Source: RefSeq, a predicted model, not a curated record